AUGCCUCUCGUCACCGGCCAGUCCACCAACCCCUCCAACCCUACCGAGGAGUGGCAGAACAAGCUUGUCGGCAAGACUCUCCACGACGAGGAGUCGGGAGCCACAACAUUUUGCAAGAAAGACCUUCCAGAGGGAUGCCGUGUCAUCAAGCCGGGCACCAUGGUCACCAAGGACUUUAAGGAGGACCGCCUGAAUGUGCACCUCGACGACGAAGGCAUCGUCACCCAUGUUCUGCACGGUUGA
Messenger RNA from Emericellopsis cladophorae, 243 nucleotides. Its product is annotated as peptidase inhibitor i78 family domain-containing protein. Bases 1 to 243 code for a protein of 80 amino acids. The record is from RefSeq and is a predicted model, not a curated record. The transcript has 2 exons. Lineage: Eukaryota; Fungi; Ascomycota; Sordariomycetes; Hypocreales; Bionectriaceae.